AUGGAAGUAGACCAGGUACCUCAGCUUGCAAAAUGUCGCAUUCUUGCGGCAACCCUGGAAGAUAAUGCCCACAAUUGGUUUAGCCAAUUGCCCGAAGCAUCUAUAUCGACAUGGGAAACCUUUGUCGACCUCUUCCUCACAAAUUUCCAAGCCACGAUGAUGUGUAGGCCGCCUUAUACUACUCUGGCUAAUAUUAAGCAAGAGGUCGGUGAGUCAUUGCAAGAUUAUUUUAAACGUUUUAAUGCUGAAGUAACCAAAGUGGAGAAUGCCCCCGAGUCUUCGUUAGUUUGCAUGUUGAUUACAGGUGUUUUGCCAAGAACCGAUUUUUGGAAAGAACUACAAGCUCGAAGACCCAAAUCUCUAGUCCAGUUCUUCGCUAUGGCUGAGCCACAUAAGAGGAUCAAAAAUUCUCUGGCAGAGCAAGAGAGAGGAAAGGACAAGAAUGAGUCCCUUGUGCCGCGAUCGCGAUCUCGCAAUCCUAGAGGAAGAAGUCCUCAAAGACAACGAAGUCUGAAGUUGGCCAAAUCCCCUCCGAAGAAAGAGUCAUCUCCAAAAAGGAAAGGAGGUCCCCGCUUUGUGAACUAUACAGAAUUGGCUACCCCGCGAGACCAUAUCUACGUGAUUGAAGAAAGAAUGGAGUUUUCAGAAAGCCUCCCCCAAUCAGGAGAAAUCGCAACAAGAGAGACCCAAAAAAGUUCUGUAAAUAUCACAAGGAUAUUGGCUAUACCACAUUGGAAUAAGGAGUGCGAUGACAUAACUUUCAUGGAAAGCGACGCCAGAAAGUUUUACCACCCACACGCAGACGCACUAGUCAUCGUCGCCAAUAUUGGAGGAGAUAAUGUCCACCGCAUAUUAGUGGACAAUGGAAGUUCAGUGAAUCUCAUCAGCUUUCAAGCUUUCAAGCAAAUGGGGCUACAGGAGAAGGAUUUGCGACCAGUAGUUUUGAGUAUCUACGGUUUUACCGGAGAUAAGAUUGCAUUAAAGGGAAUGAUUAAACUACCAAUCACUCUAGGAACCGCACCUGUCGCUGCCAAGUUGAUGGCUGACUUUGCGGUUAUCGAUCAGUACUCAGUAUAUAAUGCGGUGAUUGGCCGUCCUAUCUUGAAACCGAUGAAGAUUGUGACCUCUAUCUAUCAUCUCACCAUGAAAUCCCCUACCCCCGCUGGAGUAGGAUCCAUCUGA
Molecule: messenger RNA, 1182 nt
Organism: Cannabis sativa
Lineage: Eukaryota; Viridiplantae; Streptophyta; Magnoliopsida; Rosales; Cannabaceae
Exons: 2
Coding region: 1-1182 (393 amino acids)
Source: RefSeq, a predicted model, not a curated record